Lactuca saligna is the source of this 1215-nucleotide messenger RNA. The record is from the annotation of a GenBank genome assembly. NCBI's taxonomy places the organism in Eukaryota, Viridiplantae, Streptophyta, Magnoliopsida, Asterales, Asteraceae.
AUGGAUCAAAAAACAAAUGAUCAAACAGAAAAUGAAGAUAAAGAGGGAAAUGGUGAAGAAGACAGUGAUAAUGGUGCAAGUCAACCAGAAGUAGAUUAUUUGCUUGAUUCAAAUGAAGCAGAUAAGAAUAAAACAGAAGGUAAAAUUAGAGUAAAAGAGAAAGAUGCAAAGAGGAAUGAAAAUCAGAAUGAUGAAGAAGAAAAAGAUGAUCAUGCUAAGGAAACAAAUAAUCAUGAAGAGACUAUUCAACAAACUAAAAAUCAAAAUUUGUUGGAUAAAGUUGUUGAUAACAUGGUGGACAAUGUCCUUGGAAUUGGAGUUUCAAGUUUAAAUAGUCAAGAAGAUGAAAUCUGGAAUCACCCUGAAAUGAAAACUAUUUUCGAUAAUAUUGAUAUAGGAUCACCAAUGAGUACAGGUAAAACUAAUACUCUUGCAGAAAAAGAAAAAUCAGAAGGUAUACAUGAACAAGGAACAAAAGUUGAAAAAACAAAAGGAGAUGAUACAGGCAAGGAAAACUCUGAAGAUAGAAAUGAAGGAGGAACGGAAGCUAAGAACACGAAAGAUGGAUGUGAAGAAAAACAAACAGAAAUUGAAAAAGGAAAUGCAGAAGAUAGAGGACCAUCAAAGCAUGAUCUAGAUCAACCAAGAGAGAAGAAGCUUGCUGAUGCUUUCAAAUCACCUUUCAAAUGCAGAAUAACAGACACAAAACCCAAACUGACACAUCAGGAGAGUAUUGUCUGUGAAUGGUUGUUCAACUUACAAGGCAAUACAUCAGAUGUGGUUGUCCAGACAAAAUAUGAUCAGAUAGCAGAAAAGAGCAGUUAUGGAAAGUCUAUAUGCAAACACAAAGAUUUUUGGAGAAGUUUUAGACACUUGACUGCUUAUCUAACUUCAACAUUGUCUGAUGAAAGAAAGUAUGAAAAAUUCAAGGAGAACUUUCAUGACAGUACCAAUGGGUACAAAAAAAUCUUGAACAUAAAAGAUAUUGACAUGGUAUUCUUUCCAGUUGUUAAAAGUGCUCACAUUUUUGUGAUUGUCUUCAACUUAAAGAAACCGUCAAUUGAAAUUCUAGACAAUAGUGCAGUUGAGGGGGAUUAUGAAGGGAAAUACGGAGUAAUAAUGAAACCUUUGAAAAAUUUGUUUGUGAGAUACUUUAAAGAAAUAAACCAUCCAAGAGCAAAUGCAAUCUCAAAAGAAAGUAUCAAACCCCAAUGA